This is a messenger RNA of Lasiodiplodia theobromae, 504 nucleotides long. RefSeq names its product Glutathione peroxidase. Bases 1 to 504 code for a protein of 167 amino acids. Gene Ontology annotation, molecular function: glutathione peroxidase activity. Lineage: Eukaryota; Fungi; Ascomycota; Dothideomycetes; Botryosphaeriales; Botryosphaeriaceae. Gene Ontology annotation, biological process: response to oxidative stress. The record is from RefSeq and is a predicted model, not a curated record. The transcript is spliced from 2 exons.
AUGUCGUCCGCUACGAGCUUCUACGACUUCAAGCCCGCUGACAAGAAGGGCAACGCGUACGACCUCGCCUCGCUCAAGGGCAAAGUCGUGCUGGUCGUCAACACGGCGAGCAAGUGCGGCUUCACGCCCCAGUUCGGCGGCCUCGAGGCGCUGUACAAGGACGUCAAGGGCGCGCACCCGGACGACUUCGUCAUCCUCGGCUUCCCCUGCAACCAGUUCGGCAGCCAGGACCCCGGCUCCAACGACGAGAUCCAGUCCUUCUGCCAGGUCAACUACGGCGUCUCGUUCCCCGUCCUCGGCAAGGUCGACGUCAACGGCGACAAGGCGGACCCCGUGUGGGAGUGGAUGAAGAACGAGAAGCCCGGCCUCAUGGGCCUCAAGCGCGUCAAGUGGAACUUUGAGAAGUUCCUCAUCGGCAAGGACGGCCAGGUCAAGGGCCGCUGGGCCAGCACCACCAAGCCCGAGAGCUUGAAGGAGGCCAUCGAGAAGGAGUUGGCUGCUUGA